Molecule: messenger RNA, 2543 nt
Organism: Neltuma alba
Lineage: Eukaryota; Viridiplantae; Streptophyta; Magnoliopsida; Fabales; Fabaceae
Product: mannosyl-oligosaccharide 1,2-alpha-mannosidase MNS1
Exons: 14
Coding region: 404-2128 (574 amino acids)
Biological process (GO): carbohydrate metabolic process; mannose trimming involved in glycoprotein ERAD pathway
Cellular component (GO): Golgi membrane; endoplasmic reticulum
Molecular function (GO): mannosyl-oligosaccharide 1,2-alpha-mannosidase activity; calcium ion binding
Source: RefSeq, a predicted model, not a curated record
AUCGGACCCAUGGAAGAAGUCUUGGCCUUCGGCUUCGGGUUAUGGUUCGAUCGCAAAUUGCAAACUGAGUGAAGUUUUUGAGUUCGAUUAGUUCAUCCACUCGGCUUCCCCAAUAUUACUAGACGAAAAAUAUCCCCACAGAAAUUAACCCAAAGGGGGAAAAAAUUCCCUUGCGUUUUUUUUCCACCUUCGUCCCUUCUGCAAGCCUCUUCUCCUUACUCUAUCGUGGAUUUCAAGAAAUGGGAACACCUAACUUGUUUGAUUGAUGUCUUGAAUCGUUCCUGUCUUAUGGUCUCUGUUAGAUCGUUUCUGCUCGAGCUAUAGACGAUAGAGGAGUGUUCCCGUCUUGUUUUGGGGAUUCUGGAUUUCCAAGUUUUGGAAUUUAAGAGGGUAAGAUCUGGCAAUGGCUAGAAGUAGUAGAUCAUUGCUUCACAAAUUUAGGUAUUGCCACCCCUUGUAUUACCUCAAGAGACCAAAGCGUCUAGCUUUGCUCUUCAUUGUCUUUGUUUGUGCCUCUCUGGUUGUCUGGGAUCGUCAAACUUUAGUCAGAGAACACGAGGAUGAAGUUCACAAAUUACGGGAGGAAGUGGCUCAUUUGCAGAAUCUGAUGGAAGAGUUAAGUAAUGCCCAAGGUGGCACAAUCAAGGACAUUGAUCCUAGGAGGGAAACUAUUUUGUCAAAUAAAGGGGCACAAGAUGAUCCUAUUGACGUUCAGAGAAGGGAAAAAGUAAAAGAAGCUAUGCUUCAUGCUUGGAGAUCAUAUGAAACAUAUGCGUGGGGCCAAGAUGAACUUCAGCCCCAGUCAAAGAAUGGUGUUGAUAGCUUUGGUGGUCUUGGAGCAACCUUAGUUGAUUCUCUUGACACAUUGUAUAUUAUGGGUCUCACUGAGCAGUUUCAGAAAGCAAGAGAAUGGGUUGCAAACUCGCUGGAUUUUAACAAAGAUUAUGAGGCUAGCGUUUUUGAGACAACUAUAAGAGUGGUAGGUGGACUCCUCAGUGCAUAUGAUCUUUCCGGAGACAAAAUUUUCCUUGACAAGGCUAGAGACAUCGCAGACAGAUUGCUGCCUGCAUGGGAUACACCUACAGGAAUUCCUUAUAACAUAAUAAAUUUGGCACGUGGAAAUCCACACAAUCCUAGUUGGACUGGGGGUGAGAGUAUUUUGGCGGAUUCUGGCACUGAACAACUGGAAUUUAUUGUUCUUUCCCAAAGGACUGGUGAUCCAAAGUAUCAGCAGAAGGCAGAGAAUGUUAUUACGCAUAUUAAUAAAACAUUUCCUGAUGAUGGAUUGCUUCCUAUCUACAUUGAUCCUCAUAGUGGAAGAACAGCCUACUCGCCCAUCACUUUUGGGGCCAUGGGUGACAGCUUUUAUGAAUACUUGCUCAAAGUUUGGAUCCAGGGGAAUAAAACUCCAGCUGUAAAACUGUAUAGAGAUAUGUGGGAGAAAUCAAUGAAAGGUCUUGUGAGUUUGGUUAGGAGGUCAACACCAUCUUCUUUUGCUUAUAUAUGUGAGAAGAAUGGAGGGUCUCUUACAGACAAGAUGGAUGAACUAGCAUGCUUUGCACCUGGAAUGGUUGCAUUAGGGUCUUCUGGUUAUGGUCCUGAAGAUUCGAAGAGGUUUCUGUCACUUGCAGAAGAGCUUGCUUGGACAUGCUAUAACUUCUACCAAUCAACUCCCACUAAAUUGGCUGGAGAGAACUAUUUUUUUCAUGAAGGCCAGGACAUGGGUGUGGGUACGUCAUGGAACAUUCUAAGACCAGAGACAGUCGAGUCGCUCUUCUAUAUGUGGCGUCUAACAGGCAAUAAGACCUACCAAGAAUGGGGUUGGAAUAUUUUCCAAGCUUUCGAGAAGAACUCGCGCAUAGAGACCGGAUAUGUUGGACUGAAGGAUGUUAAUACCGGUGUCAAGGACAAUAAGAUGCAGACCUUCUUCCUAGCUGAGACUUUGAAAUAUCUCUAUCUUCUUUUUUCACCCCCAUCAGUUAUCUCAUUGGAUGAAUGGGUAUUCAACACUGAAGCACACCCUCUGAGGAUUACACCUCGGCUCGAUGGAGGUAAAUUAGGGAACCUGAAUGAGAAACAAAAAUCAAAAUUUAGAAUAGGUGGCCGGAAGGAAGGACGGUCGGGUUAGAGAUACGUUCUACAUUACCGUACGGGGUUGAGCUUGAACCUCCAUCUUUAUCAAGGUUCAGGGGUGAGAGCCAAUUUGUUCCAUUGUAGAGAUUGUAAGACGUUGGCAAAUCCCCAUGGCAGAUUAUAGCGGACAUGGCGGAAACUUUCCAUUUCUGGGAAGCCAUUGUAUUUUGAUUGUAAGUUGGGGGAUCAUUCUGCUGCAGAUUGGUAUGUGACACAGGAAACAGGUCUGCUUUGUAGUUCUUACAAACAAGGUUUAUUCAGAACGACGUGAUCUUUGUUGAUGAAUGGCCUUUCUUAAAAACUUAAGGGGCUGUGCCCUUUUGAUUCUAAUGAUUAUUUUUUCUGAGAAUUAAAUUUGGAAGGUUAGUUAUACAAUGUAUGAAAUUGAGGCAUAUAUUAUGCGCCUUCAA